UGUCUGAUAUAUCCUCAUCUUUUCUUUGUUAUAUAGUGACUUUAAUUCUCGGUCUCUUUACGGUGUCGCAUGACGACUACAUGCCAGUUAUAUAGACCCCCUGCGAUUGUCUGGCUUACUCCCGAGCCUUCAUCUGCCUAGUGGACGCUCACUGACCGACAAUCCUCGGCAUCUCCUCCAGCCGCACCACCACCUCCAUAUAUAUACACGUUUCCGCCACCUGGUCACCUCUUCAGACAAAACUAUAAGCCGUCGCCAAUAUGUCCUUCUCCUCACUUGUUUCCGACAUCACAUACAAAGACCGAGAUCUUGACGACCGGCGGUCGCUUGUGUCGCGAGCUAGAUCGUACGCAAGCACUGCCGCAACGAGCGUGAGCAUAAGUGGUGAUAUAGCAAGCCAAUUGCAUGGCGGCUAUUCACACCCUCUGGCAAGAGCAUGGCAGGCUGAAAGACAGUUGACCAAGUCUAUGUUAAUCUAUCCUCUCUUCGUAUCCGACAACCCCGACGACGAGACUCUCAUUCCAUCUCUGCCUGGCCAAUACCGCCGCGGCGUGAACAAACUCGUUCCAUACCUCACUCCUCUCGUUAGAAAAGGCCUCAAGUCGGUCAUCUUGUUUGGCGUGCCUUUGGCGCCCGGCUCUAAAGAUGCUCUCGGCACAAACGCAGAUGACCCCAAGGGCCCAGUCAUGUCCUCCAUUCGCCUCCUUCGCAGAUCCUUCCCUAGUCUUUUUAUAGUAGCCGACGUUUGCCUCUGUGAAUACACAACACACGGCCACUGUGGCAUCCUGCGGGAUGAUGGAGGCCUAAACAACGCGCUAUCCGUUGACCGGGUCAGCGAUGUAGCAAUGGCAUACGCGGAAGCUGGCGCCCACUGUGUGGCACCAUCAGACAUGAACGACGGUCGCAUUCGUGCGAUUAAGCUCAAGCUGAUAGAGGCGGGGAUUGCACACAAGGUUGUCCUCAUGUCAUACGCUGCGAAGUUUUCUGGCUGUCUAUACGGCCCGUUCCGCGAUGCAGCAGGAUCAUGUCCCUCGUUUGGCGAUCGUAAAUGCUACCAGCUGCCACCAGGCGGCCGAGGUCUUGCACGACGUGCCAUUCAGAGAGACAUCAACGAAGGCGCCGAUAUCAUCAUGGUGAAACCUGCAAGCCAAUACCUUGAUAUCAUAAGUGACGCGAAGGAUAUUGGGCAGAAUCUCCCUGUUGCAGCGUACCAAGUAUCGGGAGAGUUUGCUAUGAUUCACGCAGGAGCGAAGGCGGGAGUCUUCGACCUGAAGGCCAUGGCAUUCGAGGCGACAGAGGGCAUAUUAAGAGCUGGUGCAACCAUUGUUGUCAGCUAUUUCACCCCGCAAUUCCUGGACUGGCUAAGCAACUGAAUAAUGUGUAUUCUUAUUUUUAUUAUUUGAAGAUGGAGUACGAGUAUUGGUCUUUCUCUUGAGGAGGUGCUGCUUCAUGUCGAUAUUUUAUCGAUCGCAUCAUUCGCAACGCAUCGGGUUUUUGUAGUGCUUUUAUAUACCACUUCUUAAAGAUCACAUGAAAAUGAGUACUCAGCUUGAUGUUUUCUAG
This is a messenger RNA of Pseudovirgaria hyperparasitica, 1563 nucleotides long. Its product is annotated as tetrapyrrole biosynthesis, porphobilinogen synthase. The transcript has 2 exons. NCBI's taxonomy places the organism in Eukaryota, Fungi, Ascomycota, Dothideomycetes, Acrospermales, Acrospermaceae. Gene Ontology annotation, cellular component: cytosol. The record is from RefSeq and is a predicted model, not a curated record. Bases 261 to 1373 code for a protein of 370 amino acids. Gene Ontology annotation, molecular function: zinc ion binding; porphobilinogen synthase activity. Gene Ontology annotation, biological process: heme biosynthetic process.